GCAGUCUGAAAACAACUCUUCAGGCAUGAAAAGGGAUCUUAAUUAGUAGUACAGAGCCUGUUAUUAUUCAAAGCACUGAGGAGAGUGGGAGAGGGACUGGAAGGGAAGGCAGAUGGAAGGAAGGAAGAUAGCUCUCAAGGCCUCCUGAGAACUACAGUAUGUUCUUUAUGUUACUACCCACAAUGCCGUUCUGCAAUGGAACUGGAUCAUACCUCUGAACAGACAGCAAAUGCUGGGUCCUUCUGGUUGUGGUCCUUGACCUGCCCUGGCUGGAGUAGUCAUCGAUGGUCAUUCCAUCAACUUCUGGAUCACAGCUGUCUUUCGGCGGAUCAGCUUCUAUCUGAAACAUGAGGAAGCAGACCAUGCCCGAACCAGUUACUUUGUUCAGCAUUAAGAAAAUUGGAGAAGACAACCGCGCCUUUGAGUCAAAUGAAUCACAUAAUGGCAUCAGCAAACCAGAGUAUUUCUAUUCAAAAAAAGAGACUUCUUCAAAGGACAAUGCAAAGGAGAACAAGACAUCGGGCAAGGAAAAAAGUGAAAUUCGAGUUGGCUUCUUCCAGCUGUUUAGGUUUGCUUCUUCGUACGAGAGACUGAUGAUGGGUUUGGGUGGCAUCUGUGCUGUACUUCAUGGAGCGGCACAGCCAGCCAUGUUGCUUGUCUUUGGGCUAAUGACGGACACAUUUAUUGAAUAUGACAUUGAGAAACAAGAGCUUAAAGACCCAAACAAAGCAUGCGUGAAUAACACUAUAGUGUGGAUCAACAGUUCUCAUCACCAAAAUGACAGUAAUGCAUCAAUAGGUUGUGAGUUGCUGGAUAUUGAAAGGGAAAUGACCUAUUUUGCAAGUUAUUAUGCCGGAAUUGGCUGCUCUGUCUUUUUGCUUGGAUACCUCCAUAUCUGCUUAUGGGUAAUGGCAGCUGCUCGACAGACACAAAAAAUCAGAAAAGCCUAUUUCAGGAAAGUAAUGAGGAUGGAUAUCGGCUGGUUUGAUUGUACAUCAGUGGGGGAACUCAAUACACGUAUUUCUGAUGACGUUAAUAAAAUAAAUGAUGCUAUUGCUGAUCAAGUAGCAAUCUUUAUCCAGCGCUUCACCACCUUUGUUUGUGGAUUCCUGUUAGGAUUUGCCAGAGGCUGGAAACUGACCUUGGUUAUUAUUGCAGUCAGUCCACUAAUUGGGGUUGGAGCUGCCAUAAUGGGCCUGACUGUGGCAAAGAUGACAGGUCGGGAAUUAAAGGCUUAUGCAAAAGCUGGGGCCGUGGCCGAUGAAGUGCUCUCAUCCAUCAGGACGGUGGCUGCUUUUGGAGGGGAAAGAAAGGAGGUUGAAAGAUACGACAAAAACCUAGUGUUUGCCCAAAACCAGGGGAUUAGAAAGGGAAUGAUAAUGGGAUUUUUCACUGGCUAUAUCUGGCUUAUCAUUUUCCUUUGUUUUGGACUAGCCUUCUGGUAUGGUUCAAAACUCGUCCUUGAGGAUGAGGAAUAUUCUCCCGGCACACUUCUACAGGUUUUCUUUGGAGUUCUAAUCGGUGCCUUAAAUCUCGGCCAAGCGUCCCCUUGCUUGGAAGCCUUCGCAACGGGCCGCGGGGCUGCUACAAACAUCUUCGAGACAAUAGAUAAAAAACCAACCAUUGACUGCAUGUCAGAAGAUGGCUACAAACUGGAUAAAGUCCGAGGUGAAAUUGAAUUCCAUAAUGUUACGUUCUAUUACCCAUCCAGACCUGAAGUAAAGAUUUUAGACAAACUCAGCAUGAUUAUCAAGUCAGGAGAAACCACAGCUUUUGUUGGCUCUAGUGGAGCCGGGAAGAGUACCACAGUACAGCUUAUCCAGCGGUUCUAUGACCCUAGUGAAGGCAUGGUUACUCUAGAUGGACACGAUAUUCGCUCCCUUAAUAUUCAGUGGCUGCGUUCUUUGAUUGGCAUAGUUGAACAGGAGCCAGUCCUGUUUGCUACAACCAUUGCAGAGAACAUUCGCUAUGGUCAGGAAGGUGCAACCAUGGAGGACAUCAUCAGAGCAGCCAAAGAAGCAAACGCCUACAACUUUAUCAUGGAUCUGCCUCUGCAAUUUGACACCCUUGUCGGAGAAGGUGGCGGCCAAAUGAGCGGAGGCCAGAAGCAGCGAAUUGCUAUUGCUCGAGCCCUGAUUCGAAAACCCAAAAUCCUGCUACUGGACAUGGCUACGUCAGCGCUGGACAAUGAAAGUGAAGCGAUCGUGCAAGAGGCGCUUCAUAAGGCUCGCCUUGGACGCACUGUAAUCUCCAUAGCUCAUCGCUUGUCCACAGUCAAGAGUGCUGAUGUCAUCAUUGGUUUUGAGCAUGGAAGAGCGGUGGAAAGAGGAAAACAUGAGGAGCUGAUGGAACGGAAAGGGGUUUAUUUCACACUCGUGACUUUGCAGAGCCAAGGAGACAAGGUGCUCAGUGAAACAGCAGUAGAAAUAAUGGAACCAAGACUUGAGAAAGUGCAACCUUUCAUCAGAGGAAGCUACCGGGACAGCUUGAGAACUUCGCUUCGACAGCGUUCAAGAUCUCAGUUAUCAAAUACCAUACCUGGCUAUCCAAUGGCAACUGUAGGAGACCAUUCAGAGGGUAUCUAUAGCAUCGAUAAGUAUGAAGAAGAUGGCAGGCCCAUUAAAAAGGAACUGAUUACUGAGGAUGAGGAAGAGGUGGAACCUACUAAUGUGACCAGGAUUUUGAAAUACAAUGCUCCCGAGUGGCCCUAUAUGGUGUUUGGAUCCCUCGGGGCUGCUGUCAAUGGGGCAGUCAAUCCACUCUAUGCCGUACUGUUCAGUCAAAUCCUUGGAACCUUUUCGAUGCGUGAUGAAGAAGAGCAAAGGUCACAGAUCAACAACAUCUGCCUUCUCUUUGUUUUUGUUGGAGUUCUAUCGUUUUUCACCCAGUUCUUGCAGGGAUAUACAUUUGCAAAGUCUGGUGAACUGCUGACAAGACGGAUACGGAAAAUAGGUUUCCAAGCUAUGCUAGGCCAAGAAAUUGGUUGGUUUGAUGACCCUAGGAACAGCCCAGGGGCCUUGACUACAAGACUAGCAACUGAUGCAUCUCAGGUUCAAGGGGCAGCCGGAUCCCAAAUAGGAAUGAUUGUGAACUCCUUUGCCAAUAUUGGAAUGGCCAUUAUUAUCGCUUUCUACUUCAGCUGGAAGCUCAGCUUGGUCAUCUGCUGCUUCUUGCCUUUCUUGGCUUUAUCUGGCUUGGUGCAGACUCGGAUGUUGACAGGCUUUGCCUCUCAGGACAAGCAAGCCAUGGAAGCUACUGGGAGGAUCUCAAAUGAAGCCCUCACAAAUAUCAGGACUGUAGCUGGAAUUGGGAAGGAGAAGAGGUUUAUUGAAACAUACGAGAAAUAUUUGGAUAUCCCAUACAGGGCAGCAGUCAAGAAGGCAAAUGUUUAUGGAGCCUGCUUUGGCUUUGCACAGUCUGUGGUGUUUAUAGCCAACUCUGUCUCUUAUCGGUAUGGAGGAUUUUUGGUUGAUAAGGAAGGACUUCACUACAGCUAUGUAUUUAGGGUGAUCUCCUCCAUUGUGACUAGCGGAACUGCUCUAGGAAAAGCAUCCUCUUAUACACCCAAUUAUGCCAAAGCAAAAAUAGCUGCCGCUCGCUUUUUCCAGUUAGUGGAUCGGAUUCCCCGAAUUGGCGUAUACAGUGACGUCGGAGAAAAAUGGGAUAAUUUCCUUGGAAACAUUGAAUUUCUGAACUGUACGUUCACAUACCCUACUCGUCCUAACAUCAAAGUGUUAAACGGCCUCUCAGUGUCUGUGAAAUCUGGUCAGACCCUCGCCUUUGUUGGAAGCAGCGGAUGUGGAAAAAGUACUAGCGUCCAGCUUCUGGAACGAUUUUAUGACCCUGAGGAAGGAAGAGUAUUGAUUGAUGGACGUGACACCAGGAAAGUAAACGUCCAAUUUCUCAGAUCUAAAAUCGGAAUUGUGUCACAGGAACCUGUGCUAUUUGACUGUAGUAUCGCCGACAAUAUUAAAUAUGGGAACAACACCAGAGAAAUUUCUAUGGAAAAUGUGAUAGCAGCAGCCACCAAGGCCCAGCUGCAUGACUUUGUCAUGUCACUUCCUGACAAAUACGAAACUAACGUUGGGGCCCAGGGAUCGCUGCUCUCCCGUGGGCAAAAGCAGCGCAUUGCUAUAGCCCGAGCCAUCGUCCGAAAUCCCAAGAUCUUAUUACUAGAUGAAGCGACAUCUGCGUUGGAUACGGAAAGUGAACAGACUGUGCAAGCCGCACUGGAUCGAGCUAGAGAAGGCCGGACCUGCAUCGUCAUCGCCCAUCGCUUGUCUACCAUCCAGAACUCCAAUACCAUCGCAGUCAUGUCGCAAGGCGUCAUCGUCGAAAAGGGCACUCACGAAGAGCUGAUGGCCCAUGAAGGGGCAUACUACAAGCUGGUCACCACUGGGGCACCAAUUAGCUGAGCUUCUGCCCUCUCACUCUGUGACACCAUUUUACCUAAUUUUCUUAGGCGCUGGGCGAAGGCUGGUAUGAACAUGUCAGCAGUCUUUAUCUCUCACGAAGGACAGUGACGAAAAUACUUUAUGGAAAGGUGAACUUCUGUUGGCCACGUUAUGACUGAUCUGUGCAGUCAUACCACUGCAAGUCUGGUUUUUGCUUUUGAAGAAAGGCAACACCUACUGGGCAAUGGUGAUGCUGCGGAGAGAGUGCUCAGAACCCUUUCUUAAAAAAUCAGCUGACUGCCAGUGCCAUCAAAAUGAUUUUAUUUCUAGAUUAUUACCCACCCACCCGCAAUAUGCAUCUUGAAUGAAGCCAAAACUACAGACUCACCACCCUGGAUUCAGAGUGAAGCCUCCACUUGAUACUCUGGGCAAACGGUGGCAUCCAGCCACGUGCCCAACGUGAUCAUGGAAUUCCCCAGACACAAACAUCAUGGAAACGGUGUCUGUAAAGAAAGACUGUUCUGCACAUUACUGAUUCACAAUGUGGCACUUUUUUUUUAAGGGAACAAGUUUUAAAAUGCAGUCAUUCUGUCCACCGCCAAUCAGGAAAAGGACAUACUGCAUUCAGCCAGUGCAGGUGCACUUAUGGAUUUGCACAUACAUCUGUACUGGAUUCCAGCCUAUUGAACUGGCUGGAUGUGUCUUGAUGUAGAGCUACACGUCAUAUAGCUCCAUUGAAGGCCUCUAGCUGCUCAUGUGGCUACAAGUGGGUCAGACAGGGGUAUUGUAUGGAACUAAGCAAUGUAGAAGCAGGAAGGGAAUCAUAAUGCAAUGAUGUUAGAUAGACAGGCUGCAUUCACACUAGCACUAGCUAGAGCAACCACUAGACACACUAGUUGCACUGGUGGAAGCUCAUCAGGAUUAGCUAACACAGGGGAAUCCCGUCAGAGUUCCAAGCACUGGUGAGAAGCAGUGCUAAAGAGAUGGUGGAUGCUGUUCUGGAUAUAGUUCGUUUGUUUUUAAAUAAAGAAGCGGUGAUACACUGAA
Messenger RNA from Elgaria multicarinata webbii, 5441 nucleotides. RefSeq names its product ATP binding cassette subfamily B member 11 (gene ABCB11). Bases 348 to 4415 code for a protein of 1355 amino acids. Gene Ontology annotation, cellular component: membrane. Lineage: Eukaryota; Metazoa; Chordata; Lepidosauria; Squamata; Anguidae. The record is from RefSeq and is a predicted model, not a curated record. Gene Ontology annotation, molecular function: ATP binding; ATP hydrolysis activity; ABC-type oligopeptide transporter activity. Gene Ontology annotation, biological process: transmembrane transport. The transcript is spliced from 30 exons.